Messenger RNA from Danio rerio (zebrafish), 1287 nucleotides. It is a transcript of the gene gtf2e2, whose product is annotated as general transcription factor IIE, polypeptide 2, beta. Gene Ontology annotation, molecular function: RNA polymerase II general transcription initiation factor activity; DNA binding. Gene Ontology annotation, cellular component: nucleus; transcription factor TFIIE complex. The record is from RefSeq and is marked provisional. Lineage: Eukaryota; Metazoa; Chordata; Actinopteri; Cypriniformes; Danionidae. Gene Ontology annotation, biological process: regulation of DNA-templated transcription; transcription initiation at RNA polymerase II promoter; DNA-templated transcription.
GUUGUAUAGCAUAGCUAGCGUUCUAUGACAAGCUUUUCAUUUUGCUUUGUCAGUAAGCUGAUUGCGUAUGAUAAUUGGAAAUAAUAUUUAACAUUCCUCAAAACUCUUUCUCUCGGAGAGAGAAGGCAGUGACAGAUUCAGGAUGGAUCCAGCUCUGCUGAGAGAGCGAGAGCUCUUUAAAAAGAGAGCUUUGUCAACUCCUGCAGUAGAGAAAAGACCAGCAGCCUCUGAGGCCUCUGGAUCCUCCAAGAAGAAAAAGAGCAAACCAGACAAAGAGUCGUCAUCUUCCUCCAAAAACAACAGUGAUCCCAGCAAUGGCUCAUUCAAUCUCAAAGCACUUUCUGGAAGUUCAGGAUACAAAUUUGGUGUUUUGGCUCGAAUUGUCAACUACAUGAAGACGAGGCACCAGCGAGGUGAUACUCAUCCUCUGACUUUAGAGGAAAUUCUGGAUGAGACCAAGCUACUGGACAUUGGCAUGAAGCAGAAACAAUGGCUGAUGAGUGAGGCAUUAGCAAGUAAUCCUAAGAUUGAUGUGCGGGAAGGGAAAUAUGCCUUUAAACCCAAGUAUCAUCUGAAGGAUAAGAAAGCUCUGCUUAGACUUCUGGACAAACACGAUCAGCUUGGUCUCGGAGGAGUGUUACUGGAUGAUGUUGAAGAGGGGCUACCCAAUGCAGCCAAGGCUAUUAAAGCGCUCGGGGAUCAGAUUAUAUUUGUGACUAGACCAGAUAAGAAGAAGAUUCUAUUCUACAAUGACAAGCACUGUCAGUUUGUCGUGGAUGAAGAGUUUCAGAAGCUGUGGCGGAGUGUUCCUGUUGAUUCCAUAGAUGAGGAGAAGAUCGAAGAGUACCUGAAGAAACAGGGCAUCUCAUCAAUGCAGGAGACUGGACCAAAGAAAAUGACACCAAUUCAGAAGAGGAAGAAACCUGGAACCCAGAGAAAGAGACGCUAUAAGACUCACAAUGACCAUCUGAAUGGAGUGCUGGAGGACUACUUCGAUGGAGUUCCCUCAAAGAAGUGACACACACAGCUGUAAAAAGCUCAGAGUGAUGAGACUGAUAUCUGUGAUGUUUGUAUAUCUGUUCUGAUAACGUCUUAUUGUCAACCAUAAAGAUAUGCAGACAUACACAUACACAACUUUAGAACUGUUCUGAGUUGGCACAAAUGUGAACAGACUGUAAAUAUUUCCUUUCCAACAUUACGUUUUACUUUUUGCUAGUGCUUUAAAAAUGGACUUUUGAGCUCUUCUUUUUUUAGGUUUAAAGAUUAAACAAGAGCAAUCAAACCACA